Messenger RNA from Pan troglodytes (chimpanzee), 2486 nucleotides. It is a transcript of the gene TAF13, whose product is annotated as TATA-box binding protein associated factor 13. The transcript is spliced from 4 exons. Bases 87 to 461 code for a protein of 124 amino acids. Gene Ontology annotation, molecular function: protein heterodimerization activity. The record is from RefSeq and is a predicted model, not a curated record. Lineage: Eukaryota; Metazoa; Chordata; Mammalia; Primates; Hominidae. Gene Ontology annotation, biological process: transcription by RNA polymerase II. Gene Ontology annotation, cellular component: transcription factor TFIID complex.
GCGCGUCACCGGAAGUGAGGCGGCGGAAGUAGUGUAACCAGCUGGGAGCCAGCCGGCAGGACGCUGUGAGUUGGCGUGCUAGUAGGAUGGCAGAUGAGGAAGAAGACCCCACGUUUGAGGAAGAAAAUGAAGAAAUUGGAGGAGGUGCAGAAGGUGGACAGGGUAAAAGAAAGAGACUUUUUUCUAAAGAAUUGCGAUGUAUGAUGUAUGGCUUUGGGGAUGACCAGAAUCCUUAUACUGAGUCAGUGGAUAUUCUUGAAGAUCUUGUCAUAGAGUUUAUCACUGAAAUGACUCACAAGGCAAUGUCAAUUGGAAGACAAGGUCGAGUACAAGUUGAAGAUAUCGUCUUCUUGAUUCGAAAGGACCCAAGGAAGUUUGCCAGGGUUAAAGACUUGCUUACUAUGAAUGAAGAAUUGAAACGAGCUAGAAAAGCAUUUGAUGAAGCAAAUUAUGGAUCUUGACACUUUUUGUAGUUUCCGAAAAUUACCAUCUGGGGAAACCAUAUAUAAUAAUUGUAUAUUUUCUAAAGUAAGAUUCAGAUGUCUAGCCAUGUAAAUGAAAGAUGGAGAAACACAAAGUUUUCAGCCUUUAUUUUUAUGCCUUUGAUUUUAGAGUGAUAUUGGUGCAUGUAAUUGCCUGCCUUUAUAUUACCAUACUUGAAUUACUUACUGGGUUUUAAUGACCACACAUAAGUCCAAGUACCUUGCAAACCAUGCCGUUGUUCUGACUUUUGACUAUUUAAAGGAUAAAGUAGUAUUUAAUGUGUUAGGUAUGUUUAUGCCCUUGUAAGCUAUACUGUAGCUUUUUUUUUUUUUUUGAGACGGAGUCUCACUAUGUUGGCAGGCUGGAGUGCAGUGGCGUGAUCUUGGCUCACUGCAGGCUCCACCUCCUGAGUUCAAGUGAUUCUCCUUCCUCAGCCUCUCGAGUAGCUGGGAAGUACAGGCGCCUGCCACCACGCCUGGCUAACUUUUUGUAUUUUUAAUAGUGAUGGGGUUUCACCGUGGUAGCCAGGAUGGUUUUGAUCUCUUGACCUCGUGAUCCACCUGCCUCGGCCUCCCAAAGUGCUGGGAUUACAGGUGUGAGCCACUGCGCCUGGCCUACUAUAGCUGUUUAAUAUGUGAAAUCUAAAUGGCAUUUUUGACUUGACAGCUCAGACUUGUACUUCAUGUAUUCAGAAGUUUUUAGACAACAAUUAGUUUAUUGUCUAGUUCAUUAUUAAAGAUAAUGAACUAGGCCGGGCGUGGUGGCUCACACCUGUAAUCCCAGCACUUUGGGAGGCUGAGGCGGGCAGAUCACUUGAGGCCAGGAGUUCCAGACCAGCCUGGCCAACAUGGCAAAACCUCACCUCUACUAAAAAUUAAAAAAUUAGCCAGGCAUGGAGGCAUGCGCCUGUAAUCCCAGCUACUUGGGAGGCUGAGGCAGAAGAAUUGCUUGAACCCAGGAGGCAGAGAUUGCAGUGAGCCGAGAUGGCACCACUGCACUCCAGCCUGGGCAAUAGAGUGUGACUCUCAAAAAAACAAAGAUAAUGAACUGGUUUGCAUUUCUUUUAAAGAGAUGAUAGAGGAAAAUAUAGUUUUUUGUAAGAAUGUUUAUCUCUCUUAAAAGAUAAUCUGUUUUAAUUUUCUUCAGAUAACAAGUUAUUGUUAUUUUUUAAGAAAGCAAGUUUCACGGGCCGGGCGCGGUGGCUCACGCCUGUAAUCCCAGCACUUUGGGAGGCCAAGGCGGGCGGAUCACGAGGUCAGGAGAUCGAAACUAUCCUGGCUAACACGGUGAAACCCCGUCUCUACUAAAAAUACAAAAAAUUAGCCGGGCGCGAUGGCAGGCGCCUGUAGUCCCAGCUACUUGGGAGGCUGAGGCAGGAGAAUGGCGUAAACCUGGGAGGCGGAGCUUGCAGUGAGCCGAGAUCGCACCACUGCACUCCAGCCUGGGCGACAGAGCGAGACUCCGUCUCAAAAAAAAAAAAAAGAAAGCAAGUUUCACAUGAAUAAUGCUGUGUUGGAAGGCUUUUUGAUUUAAAAUCUUUUCGGAUUUAUAACAUCCUGUUAAGUUUUAGGAGAACCCGUUUUCCCAGAGCAGAUUCAAGCUUCUAAAAAUAAAUGCUUUCAGUAGCAGGAAUGGCAUUGCUUAAAAAGCUGUUGGCAGGGUAAGCAUCUGGGUUAGUGUUUUAUUAACAUAUUUGUAAGUACUUGUUCACUGUGGAAAUGUGUCCUUGACUAAAACCAUAUGUGGCUAUGGAAACCAUGUUUGUAGUUCUGAAUACACAGGUUUUGUGUGUAUUUACUCUAUGUAUUAAAUUAUUAUUGCCCUUAGUUUAAAGUAAGGAUUACAAUUGGAUUUAAGUAGAUCACUGAAUGUUAUUGUUUAUGAAACUUAACUUUUUGUAUGCUGCUUAUAAACAUGAUCUAUAAAUCAGUGCUUGGGAAAAUUUUACUUAAUCUACUGAUACAGGAAUAAAAUAUGAACAAUUAAACAGGUUGAUCCUUGAA